Amaranthus tricolor (Joseph's coat) is the source of this 1590-nucleotide messenger RNA. Its product is annotated as replication factor C subunit 3. Bases 132 to 1223 code for a protein of 363 amino acids. The transcript has 9 exons. NCBI's taxonomy places the organism in Eukaryota, Viridiplantae, Streptophyta, Magnoliopsida, Caryophyllales, Amaranthaceae. The record is from RefSeq and is a predicted model, not a curated record. Gene Ontology annotation, cellular component: nucleus; DNA replication factor C complex. Gene Ontology annotation, molecular function: DNA clamp loader activity; ATP hydrolysis activity; DNA binding. Gene Ontology annotation, biological process: DNA repair; DNA-templated DNA replication.
CCCAAAACGACAUAAUCAACGUCGACACGCUCAGUCUCUCAGUCUUGCUUGCACUUGACCACUCAUCAUCCCCAAAUUUUAAAAUCUCUAAAUUUUCUGAAUCCAAAACCCUAAACCUUAACCACCCUUCAAUGGCGGAAACUAUAUCGCUCAUGGAUGUCGACGAAGCUGACAACGACACUAUUCCAAAACCAACUAUGAAAUCAAACAAAGGUAAAAACGUCGUCGUUUCCGGCGAUGGAAAAUCAACUCUUUGGGUUGAAAAAUACCGUCCACAAUCUCUUGCCGACGUUGCUGCUCACCGUGACAUCAUUGAUACCAUUGAUAGGUUAACAAACGAGAAUAAAUUGCCGCAUCUUCUGCUUUAUGGACCUCCAGGAACAGGAAAAACGUCCACAAUUUUGGCGGUUGCUAGGAAACUUUAUGGGAAUCAGUUUCAUAAUAUGAUUCUUGAGCUUAAUGCUUCUGAUGAACGUGGUAUUGACGUUGUUCGUCAGCAAAUUCAGGACUUUGCUAGCACUCAGAGUUUCUCCUUUGGGACAAAGGCACAUGUAAAAUUAGUUUUGCUGGAUGAAGCUGAUGCAAUGACAAAGGAUGCACAGUUUGCUUUGCGCCGAGUGAUUGAGAAAUACACAAAAAGUACAAGAUUUGCACUUAUUUGUAACAACGUUAACAAGGUCAUUUCAGCACUCCAGUCGAGAUGUACACGCUUCCGGUUUGCUCCUCUUGAUUCUAUUCAUGUCACUGAGAGGCUUAAACAUGUUAUUGAAGCUGAAGGGCUUGAUGUGACAGAGUCUGGCUUAGCUGCACUUGUGCGGUUGAGUACUGGAGACAUGAGAAAGGCACUGAAUAUAUUGCAGUCAACACACAUGGCAUCUCAGCAAAUUACAGAAGAAGCAGUCUACCUGUGCACUGGAAAUCCUCUUCCGAAGGAUAUUGAGCUAAUAUCACAUUGGCUACUUAAUGAGACUUUUGUUAAUAGUUUCAACCGAAUUUCUGAAAUGAAGACCAGAAAAGGAUUGGCCUUGGUGGACAUCAUUAGGGAAGUAACGAUGUUUGUUUUUAGAAUCAGGAUGCCAGCAGAUGUUCGAGUUCAAUUGAUUAAUGAUAUGGCUGAUAUAGAGUAUAGACUAAGUUUCGGAUGUAGUGAUAAACUACAGCUUGGGUCUCUCAUUGCUUCUUUCACAAAGGCUCGUUCUGCAUUGGUUGCGGCUGCAAAAUAGAUGUUUACUAACUAGUACUUCAGUUGCCAGCCUAGAUGUGGGCGUGUUGCUUGUCGACCUAAAGAAUUAGCUUCUUUUUGGCUCUAGAUGUGAUUCAAGCGUUCUUCCUGUGUUAUGCGUAAAUUUCGAACCUUUGCCUCCCCAUCCUCUAGAACAGAAAUGUGAAGGAGUAAAAAGGACGUGUAAAUUUACUUUUUCCAGGUCGGAAAUGUAGCUUAAUUAAGAGUUUGGGAAGUAAUAGUAAAAUCUAGCUUACUCGUGGAGUUAUUUUGCACUUGCAAUUGCAAAUAGCAUAAGGAGUUUAUGAGCUUGUUUGUGUCUCUUUGACUUUUCUAGGGAAUAAGAGAUGAUCUUUUCAACCUCCAAA